Hemiscyllium ocellatum (epaulette shark) is the source of this 2608-nucleotide messenger RNA. RefSeq lists its product as uncharacterized. Gene Ontology annotation, cellular component: external side of plasma membrane. The transcript has 7 exons. NCBI's taxonomy places the organism in Eukaryota, Metazoa, Chordata, Chondrichthyes, Orectolobiformes, Hemiscylliidae. Gene Ontology annotation, biological process: negative regulation of T cell proliferation; immune response; T cell costimulation. The record is from RefSeq and is a predicted model, not a curated record. Bases 790 to 1665 code for a protein of 291 amino acids.
GCUUUCAUUUGUCUGGAAUAGGCGAGGCGGGUGCUGUGGGUGUAAAGGUUGAUCUGAUGCUGACUUGAAUCAGCAAAAGCACGGAGUUUCGGGAAGAUCCCCAAAACGUAAGAUCAACCCAGAGGAUUCGUUUGAGGAAGAGUAAAAGAAUAGGAGUGCUGCUUUAGCACAUUUCGGAACUAAUCUCCAGAGAUAGGGAAAGCACGGAUGGACAGAAUACAGUACAAACUUCCCCAGCAGGAACAAAUCGCCCAGAGUUAACAUAGCCGGGUAUUUCCCAGGGACAGUUGCUCCCAGUUUCUUCUCCUGGGAUAGUUCAAGACUGGAUCUUUCAGUCCUGAUAUUUUGUGGAAAAUUAAGUAAAGGGCCGAAGAGUUUAUCGAUUGCCCGAUGAACAAUAUUGCUGGCGGGAGCUUCAGCGAUAUUUUCUGUUCACCCGGAAUACUUUGCUUUGGAGAGGAAUUGUUCAUAUCGAAACUAAAAGUGACAAAGAAAACAAGGAAGAGAAAACGGAGGGAGAACCGGCUGCUUACAGAGUUUAUUUUGAACGGAGCAGUGAACAGGAAAAUGGUGUGAUGUGACCGUUGCUCCUUGUUUGCGCUAACACUGGACACCAGGAGCCGGGAUCUUUCCCAGACUGGGCAGUGGAUUGAGCUGCAAUCGCCCCCUGCAGAUCCCCAGGUUCGGCCCGGCCCAGCCCUGCCCGGGUUCAGCUGAGCUGCCUUUGGGCCGAGAUCCCUGUGACAAUCUCAGCGGUUCUCCAGGUUAACUGGAACUCAAUCUGGGGAAAUGGUUUCAUACUCUACAAUAAGACUCCUUCCUGUCAUCUUAUGCAACAUACCAUCUGCAUUUAAUUUUGUGAUAUUAAAUUGUCAGUCUUCUGUGACUGGAAUAUUUAAUGAAGAUACCAAAUUACCAUGCACAUUGAGUUCAGAUUCAAUUAUCAAUUCAGUACACAUUGAACUUUGGAAAAAGGAAAAAGAUGGAAAAGAAAAAAUUGUGUUUACCUUCACAAAAGGUGUCAGUGAAGUUCAGGGUCGGAUUAAAUUACUUCACCCAAGAUCUCAAGACAUCUCACUGGUGAUCCAGAACACACAGGUGUCAGAUAAUGGGACAUAUCAAUAUUUUUUGGAGACAGCUAUUGGUCACAGAUUUCAUGAGAUUAAAUUGAAUGUCAAAGCUCCAUAUAGUUUGCCAAAAAUGGCCUUACUCCAAAAUAUCACAAGAAGAAUAAGAAGUGCCGACCUUAUUUGUGAAACAACUGGAUAUCCACUCGCUCAGAUUCACUGGUUUGUUUAUGAGAAAAGGAAUCUCACAGCCAGAGCUAAAACUCAUAGUGUUCUGACUCCAGAAGGGCUGUUCAGUGUUACCAGUACACUUCACAUCGAAGCCAUGGAAAAUGCCUUGGAAGGCAAUUAUACGUGUGCUGUGUUCAAUUUGGAAAAAAAUGAUAUUGAGGUGCGGAACCAAUUUCCAAUUCCAAUUAUAGACAUACCUACUACAAAUCAGCAAAGUGAAAGGAGAAAAUCUAAAAUUCUCACAGCUGUGUUUGUUAUUGUUGGAGCACUAGCAACUGGAAUAAUAAUUUUGACAAUUCAUCGAUUCAGGAGGACCAUCUAUUCAGCAGUGAGAAGAGAAUCUGAAAUGCUAAUGAUACCACCUUAAUAUGGAAUUGCUGCUUAGCACUUGGCUGCAGUGGAUAUUUCCUACUUCUACCUUUGACAACUGCACUGAUAUCACAGGCUCACUUAAAAAUAUUUUUAUAACAUUAUAAUUUGAAAUUAGAUUAUGUGAACAAUAGAAGGCUGUUUACUAGCAUUAUUUAAAGCACUGUCACUUUCCAAUGAUUAUGCUUACAAUGUAAUUGUUCAGCAUAGUAAUUCUGAUUUAUCACUGUCACUGUUCUAUGCUUUUUGUUAUUCGUUUAUAAAGAAAUAAUGGUUCACAUUAGUUUUCUGCUAACAUCAGUAAUCGUCGGGCCUUUAAAACAGCAAAGUGCUCGAAACUAGAGAAUUUGACCCUCAAUUCUGGCUGGUGUCGUCUGAAGACGUUUCACUAUUUUACAAGUGUGACAGUUUAUGGAUCAGUGCGUGACAUCACAGUGUCAUGUCCGAGAAGAAGGAGAUUCUUGGUCCUGUGUACUUUGAGAAAUCACAUCCUACUGAUUAAUGGUUACAGAAUUAUCGUGAAAGGUUUGUGCCCUGGACUCAACUUUUCACUUUAUAAAAAGGGAAAGACGUGAAUGUUGGAAACCUGAAACAAAAGAAAGAUUUCCCUUCUUCACAAAGUUAGAAAUGGAUGAUUAUGUUAACACAUGACUUGCUGUUAGUGACAUAAACACAUUUAGAGGGAUAUGGACCAAAUACUGGCAAAUGGGACUAGAUUUAUCUUGGAUGGGUCAGCAUGGACGAUUUGGACUGAGGGGCCUUUUGUGUGCUUUGACUCUAAAUCAGAUUGACAUGUUGAUUUGAUAUUCUGUUCUAAUUGUUUUUGGGUAUUGCACAAGGGAGAUAAAUGUAACUAUGCUUGUUAAGUCAGAUAUAUGCAAAAUUCUUGUUAUUUUAGUGUAUGUACUAAAUGUAAAUAAACUUAAUAUUUUGUAACUAAA